AUGGAAAAGGAGUACCUGUCGGGAUUGUCGCUUCACCUUGUUACUGUGGCUCUAUCUCUUGCGUUGUUUAUGGCCCAAAUGGAAUCUUCUAUUGUUAGCACAUCUUUGAUUGCUAUCACCAAUGAACUUCAAGGGUUUGAUAAAAGCUCUUGGAUACUUACAGCAUACCUCCUCACAUACACUGGUUUUGUGAUAAUUUGGGCAAAGUUAAGUGAUAUCGUUGGCAGAAAGCCACCGAUUCUCGUUGCUAUGUGUCUUUUCGUUGUUUUUUCUGGGGCUUGUGGAGGAGCUCGAACCCUUAUACAAUUAAUCAUGUUUCGUUGCAUACAAGGUUUGGGUGGUUCAGGAAUCUUCUCGCUAGGAGUAGUAAUCAUUUUUGAGAUGGUACCACCAAGAAAGUUACCAGAUUACACCGCAUUGAUGGCGGUAGUCUUGACUUGCUCUGUCACUUUUGGACCUUUGUUAGGUGGGAUUAUCAAUAAUCACACCACAUGGAGGUGGAUCUUUUACAUAAAUAUUCCAACUGGUGUGGUGUCACUUUUACUUCUGAUAUUCAUAUUACCAGCCAAAUUACCAGGUCAAAGUGAGUUAUUACGUAGCAGGCCAGAUUCUCUGGAUGCACCAUUGUUGAAAACAUUUCAACGCAUUGACUUUUUCGGCGCACUUCUGCUCCUCGGCGCAUCGACCCUACUUGUGACGGCCUUUCAGCAAGCCGCCGUUGGUGUGUCUUUCAGUUCCGCCAAAGUGGUCCCUUUGCUUGUGAUUUCGGGACUUAUGUGGAUUGGAUUUGUGAUCUGGCAAUGGUUCAUUACUACCAGAAGACAAAACCCAGAACCUGUAUUCCCAUGGAGGUUUCUUGCGAGUAGAAUAGUUAUGGGAAUGACUUUAAAUUCCUUUUGUGCUGGAGCUCUCUUGGUCGUCUGUACAAUCCAGAUACCUCAGCGCUACCAAACUGUGAAUGGAGAUUCAGCUUUUGCUGCUAGCACACGACUUAUUGCUUUCAGUCUCGUUGUUCCAGUAGGAGCAAUGAUUGGAGCAUUACUAGUUGGCAAAACAAAGAUCCCACCUAUUUUUCUCGUUGCGGCCGGAGGGCUGUUAGAGAUUGGUGGAGCUGUUGGUUUAUUUAUGGAACCGACUGAAAAUUUGAUCAAGGGAUGGGAGUAUGGCUGUCAAGUCCUCGCUGCAGUCGGAAUUGGGUCAAUCAAUAGUAUAUUGUUACUGAUGAUUCCGUAUGUUGUACAAGAGAGGGAUGUUGCGGUUGGAACAGCUACAAUGGCACAAGCCAGAGUUCUUGGUGGCGUUCUCGUCCUUGCCAUUGUUGUCAGCAUCAUGAACAGGUCGAUCCGAUCCGAUCUGUUACAGGUCUUAUCACUAGGAGAGGUUGAGGCACUUUUGCAAACAACAGACGUCAUUAAAUCAUUCUCAGCAGAGGUGCAGGCUCAGGUUGGUGCUAUUUUUGGGAAGGGUUAUAAUCUUCAAAUGAAGAUAGUAAUUGGUUUUGCCGUUGCCCAAAUACCAGCCACUGCCAUGAUGUGGACCAAGAAACCAGUCAUGGUCACCAAAUGA
Mollisia scopiformis is the source of this 1566-nucleotide messenger RNA. Its product is annotated as MFS multidrug transporter-like protein. Gene Ontology annotation, molecular function: transmembrane transporter activity. Bases 1 to 1566 code for a protein of 521 amino acids. The transcript has 8 exons. The record is from RefSeq and is a predicted model, not a curated record. Lineage: Eukaryota; Fungi; Ascomycota; Leotiomycetes; Helotiales; Mollisiaceae. Gene Ontology annotation, biological process: transmembrane transport.